Molecule: messenger RNA, 1863 nt
Organism: Pongo pygmaeus (Bornean orangutan)
Lineage: Eukaryota; Metazoa; Chordata; Mammalia; Primates; Hominidae
Product: cystatin-13-like
Exons: 4
Coding region: 1180-1602 (140 amino acids)
Molecular function (GO): cysteine-type endopeptidase inhibitor activity
Source: RefSeq, a predicted model, not a curated record
AAUUUCCAAACUUGUGAGUUCUUGGGAGCUCCCCUACUGUCACCAAGGCAGGCCCUAAAUGCAGAGUAGGAUGAAGUUCUGCUCCUCUGUGGAACCUGGCUUGAGCAGACAGGUUUCAGGUCCUGAGAUCACAAACAGGGGAGAGAACUGUGUCCUAAGUGAGCAGAAUCAGGAAUGCUUUCCUGGGACAUGUGUCAAGAUGGGGGAAGACAAGGCUGACAGGUGGGAGGGAUCUGUGCUGGCUCUUAUGGGUUACGUUGUUCACUCCACAGAGGUAGCUUAGGUCGGCAUGGUCAUUGCCAGCUGACACCUUCUACCUGGCGUGUCUGGUGGCAACUUUUGUCAGCUGGUGUCCCCUCAGCUCCUGGCCAGGCGCAUUCCCAAAGGCCUGUUGGUCCCAAAGUCCUUUAGCCUGGUUCUUUGAUGGUUCCUUCUGCUUCUAGGGCCAUGGCAUCACAUAAUGGGGCUCCGAAAGUCAUGGCUGUCAAGUUGCUGUCACGUGUACCUAGCACAGUCCAGAGGACAGAAGUUUAGAAAGUCAGCAGUUGUGGAACAAAGGUGAGGGACUUCUGUGAACUGGCAGCCCUUGGUGAGCCCGUGGCCUUCUGAGAGCCAGUGGUCAGAAGCGUCCUUCACUUGAGCAGCAUCAGAGGGCCUGGGCUGACCUCACAAAGGGGCCAUGGGUGUGACUACCUUGCUGGGGAGUGAAGCCAGAGGGCAGAAGUGCCCUGGAGUGCAGACCCCAGCAGACACUCUGACCAGGCACAGGAGCAUGAACUGAGCUUGCUGGGGACAGAGAACAGCCAAGGGGCAGCCGGCAGUCAGCUCAAGUCCUCACAAAGGAGGGCAAUACCACCUGUGGGCCGGGACCGUCGGCUCGAGGGCCAGCAGCCAGGAACUUGGCGAAGAACUUGGAUCUGAGGUGGGCCCAUGGUGUAGUUGUGGUGUGCUUGCCAGAGUGGCCUCCAAGCCCACCCUGGAAGGUGAUCCAGAGACCAUAGAGCAGAAAGGCUCCCUUCUCAGAGUGAGCUGCUGGAAGCCCACCAGUGUCAGUGCCAAGAAGAGCUGGGGUGCCAGUAUCUGUGCAUCUUCACAGGCAGCAGGGGCCAGCGUGCCACAUCUGGCCCCAGUCCUGAAAGGAUAGAUGGUGCUUGGCCUGUGACCCUUGGCUGAGGCGCCAUGGUCAGGCUCUGCCAGGCCCUGCUGCUGCUAGUGGCCACUGUGGCCCUUGCAUCCAGAGGAGUCCAAGCCUGGGGCUCAACGAACGUGGUGAGGACAUUCCAAGAUAUCCCUCAAAACUAUGUCUACGUGCAGCAGGCACUCUGGUUCGCCAUGAAGGAGUAUAACAAGGCCAGCAGAGACAAGUUCAGCUUUAGGGCGCUGAAGGUUCUGAAGAGCCAGGAGCAGGUGACAGAUAGUUUGGAGUACUAUAUUGAGGUCAAAAUUGCCCGAACAAUUUGCAACAAAAUUUCAGAAGAUGAAAACUGUGCAUUUCAAGUGGAUCCCAAAAUGCAAAAGGUGGUUUUUUGUACUUUUAUUGUUGCAUCUAAACCAUGGAAAUUUGAACUCACCAUGCUGAAGAAACAAUGCAAAGACAUGUAGUUAUUUUCUAGCUGUUCUGCCACACUCAUUUCCAUUUUAAAGAAGAAGCAAAGACACUUGCAAGAACUAAUACAACACAGUCAACCCAUUAACUUCAUUUGUUUGGCCUUUUUGCAUUUUUGUGUGUUCUUCAUGGGCUGAUGUUGAAAAUCCAUGAUGAGUUUUGACAGCAUUGCACAGCCUAUUCUAGCUGGAAACUUCACCUACUAUCUGGGAUAAUCUGCUACCAAUAAAUGGAAGUGGUUUCUACACCUCACCCAA